AUGGACUACAGUACAGCAACGGCUGCUGAUCCGGUCCACGUCGACCGGAAGCUGCUCUACACAAGCUUGGAAGAGCGAAUCAAGUAUCUCCAUAACUUCCUCGAUUUCAACUCAAGCGAUAUUGAAGCACUCUUGUCCGGCAACAAAUACAUCAAGCAAUUGAUCCCAGCAGUGGUCAACCUCGUAUAUAAGAAGCUUCUCCAGUACGACAUCACAUCCCGAGCCUUCCACACACGGACAACAGCCGAUGAAACCGAGCCCGAGGAAGAUUAUCUCCAUGAAGAGACACCAAAAAUCAAGCGACGUAAGAUGUUCCUGCGGUGGUACUUGACGCGUCUCUGCCAAGACCCAACCACAAUGGACUUCUGGCGGUACUUGAACAAGGUUGGCAUGAUGCACAGCGGACAAGCUCGCCUGUCACCAUUGAACAUCGAGUACAUCCAUCUCGGCGCUUGCCUCGGGUACAUCCAAGACAUCUGGAUCGAAGCCAUGAUGUCCCACCCCCACCUCUCACUGCGACGCAAGAUCGCGCUCGUGCGCGCCGUCAACAAGAUCCUCUGGAUCCAGAACGAUCUCUUUGCCCGAUACCACUCAAGCGACGGCGAGGAGUUCGCGGACGAGAUGUCGGACUACGCCAGCUACACCCAAGAUCAGGAGGGAUACCUCGGCGACAAGCGCAUUCUUGGCAGCAGUUCCGGUAGCUCAACCGAGGAUGACCGGUCCAGUAUUUCUAGUGGUGUGGCGCCUUCUAUAGCGCCUUCUGUUGCGCCUUCUAUAGACAGCGCGGCGCCGUCGACGACAUCUAAGGUGUCAGCGUGCCCUUUCGCGGAAAUGGCUAAAAGCGGUAACUCGACUGAGACGAAGAUUUGGGCCAAUUGA
Messenger RNA from Penicillium griseofulvum, 879 nucleotides. RefSeq names its product protoglobin family protein. The record is from RefSeq and is a predicted model, not a curated record. The transcript is spliced from 3 exons. Gene Ontology annotation, molecular function: oxygen binding; heme binding. The coding region runs from base 1 to 879 and encodes 292 amino acids. NCBI's taxonomy places the organism in Eukaryota, Fungi, Ascomycota, Eurotiomycetes, Eurotiales, Aspergillaceae.